AUGCCGGUUCACCGUAUUUCGGAUUUCACCGCCAUGGAGACCUAUGGAAGUUGUUUGCUUAAUACUGGAAUUGUGCACUUUACUUGCUCUGGUCAUCAAAAAGAGACCCUGAGCAACUUGAAGAAGCUGGCUCCAAGUUUGGGUGACAGCAUUACGAUUGGAUACUGGCGCUGCCUUAUGUCUGGUCUCCUGUCCUCUCGUCUUGCUGAUGUCCAGCCCUCUAGCCUCUCACAGGAAGAGCAACUUGAUGCCAUCUUAUGCACCGAUUCUAUUAUAAAAAACUACUACGUUAGCCAAAGGGAAGAGCUGCAGAGACUGGCCAAGGAUAAGUGGUGUGCGGACUGCCUAAUGAUUGACGGUCUGGUAACGCAGUGUGGGGAGCGUCUAGUUGAACUCUGGAGAAGGGAUGAGGGUGGAACUGGACAGUAUCCUCCCCCGACACUUCAUGCCUUGCUUGAUAUAUAUCAGCUGGAAACCAUUGAGGAAUCUGGCAAACAUGCUAUUGCAUCCUUUUUGAGCUUCUGA
Paramisgurnus dabryanus is the source of this 525-nucleotide messenger RNA. The record is from RefSeq and is a predicted model, not a curated record. Lineage: Eukaryota; Metazoa; Chordata; Actinopteri; Cypriniformes; Cobitidae.